AUGGCAAAACAAGUUGCAAUUAUAGGCGCUGGCCUAUCUGGCCUCACUCUUGCUUUGGCCUUGCACCAGCAAGGGAUCAAUGCAACAGUGUAUGAAUCACGAUCUUCACCCCUCAACAUUGGUGGUGCUGUCAUGCUGUCACCAAAUGCAUUGAAAGUCCUCAAUGAUCUCGGCUUGUACCAGAAGGUGCAGUCUAGGGGGUACAACUUCGACUUAUUGGAGUUUCUAAAAUCCAAUGGCGAACUCAUCGAGACCUACGAGUUCGGCAGCAAAGAAAAGUAUGGCUUUCAGGGGAAUCGCAUUUAUCGACAUGAACUUAUCGACGUCGUUCUUUCCGAAGUUCUUGCGAAGAAGAUCCCGGUCGUGUUCGGGCGCAAAUAUCUGCGAGUCGUCGAAGAAACCGACGACCACAUUGUCUGGGAAUCUACAGAUGGCCAGAAAUCGGAGGCGUCGCUCCUCAUUGGCGCAGAUGGAAUCCACUCAUCUGUGCGGAAAUACAUCUACCCAGACAUUGAGCCAAAAUUCGUUGGGAUGGCAGGCAUUACUGCAGCAGUCCCCGCGAGCCAAGUCGUCUACCAAGGCGGACGUAUCGACAAGCCGCUGACCAUCAUCUCAAAGGACAAAGGUGCAUUUGUCAUUGCGCCACAAAAGGCAGACGCUUCAGAAAUGUUUUUCGGGAGGCAGAGACAUAUCGAAGAGCAGGACCGUGAGGGAUGGGAGAAAUUCUUGGCGGAUAAGGAGUCUUUGGUUAAGUUUCUCCAAGCCGAUGCCGAAGUGUUCGGUGAGGUCGCCGUUACUGCAACAAAGUCCAUUCCCCACGAUAAGAUCAAUGUUUGGCCUUUCUACAUCAUCCCGCCACUCAAGACAUGGGCAUCCGAGAAGGGAAGAGUUAUCAUCAUGGGCGACGCUGCACACGCAAUUCCACCAAGUGCUGGACAAGGUAUCAACCAGGCCUUUGAGGACGUAUAUAUGUUCGCUCUCCUCCUUGCAGAAGCAGGAAAGGGCAAAGUCAAGCUUGAGGAUGCCCUGAAGACAUGGCUGUCAUACCGACAGGAUCGAAUCAAUAAGGUGCUGGAAUUGAACAAGCAGAUUGACUUGAGGAGAAUGCCAGUUCCAGGCGGUGCUGAGGUUGCCAAACAGGAGUUUGACCUGAGCUGGCUGUACAACCCUGACUUCAAGGCUGAAGUUGAAACCUGGGUCAUUAUGAUGAACUAA
Molecule: messenger RNA, 1215 nt
Organism: Exophiala aquamarina CBS 119918
Lineage: Eukaryota; Fungi; Ascomycota; Eurotiomycetes; Chaetothyriales; Herpotrichiellaceae
Exons: 1
Coding region: 1-1215 (404 amino acids)
Biological process (GO): secondary metabolite biosynthetic process
Molecular function (GO): FAD binding
Source: RefSeq, a predicted model, not a curated record